GGUUUUUAACUGUAAGGAAAUCCCAUGUGGCAAUAUGCAAGGUCAUCUUACAUCAAGAUUAUUUUGCAAACAAACUAAUCAUGAGGUUCUUUCUAAUUACGGCAAUAGUACUUGCCAUAGGACUAGCACAGGCUGAACAGAGACAAAAACGACAAGCUGCUUAUGCUGGAUAUAGUGGAGGCACCUAUGACGGUGGAGCACAACAAUAUCGUGCACAGGCACCACAACAAGCGUAUCAACCACAACCACAAAGUUAUGGAGGAGGCCAACAAGUCCAACACUAUCCUGCCCAACAAGCACGUCCACAACCCGCACGUCAACAUGGUGCUGCUCCAGAUCAAGAAGAAAAAGAAGAAGGACCUCAUCCAUUGCAAUUACUUCUUGAGAAAUCUAAGUUCGAUUGCGGUGGGAAAUCUGAUGGUUACUACGCAGACAGUGACGUAGGGUGCCAAGCUUUCCACUAUUGCGUAACUGGACAAAAACAUUCCAUGAUGUGCCCAGCUGGAACUGUUUUCCAUCAAGUCCACUUGAACUGCGUACCUGAAGAUCAGGAUAUUUGCUCUAAGGCUGACAAAUUCUACUUCGUAAAUAACUAUUUGAACAAACCUUUGGAACAAAGAGGUCCAAACAACACCGUCCAAUACCACCAAAGGUAUUACCCUGAAGGAUACGCUGUAGGUGAUCCUUUCGUUCCUCCCCAAGAAGCCAACAGAGAUCAGAGACAACAACAACAACAACAGCCACCAGCAGCUACUUAUGGUUUGGGACCAGCUUACAGGGAACAAUCUCCUCAACCUCAACCAGCUUACCAACAAGUAGCUCCAGCCCACAGACCCCAGCCAGCCGCUCAUCGUCCAGCUCAGCCAGCACCUUAUGCACCACCUCAACAUUAUCCUGCUCAACCUAGACCAGCUCCAGUGUACCAACACCAAGCAGCUGCCAGACCUCAGCCUGCUCAACCAGCAGUUUAUGGAUAUGGAGCUCAACAAGAGCAGGCUUAUCAAUCCCAAGCAGCACAGGCUCAAAGAGCAUAUAAUCAGCAACAAUAUCAGGCUGCAGCCCCACAGCAGCAUUUGUACGCACAAGGUGCUCCAAGACAGCGCUACCAAUAAGUUUUUAGGAUUUAAUUAGGAAAUUGCAACUGUACAAUGAGAAAUAUUUUUCUUUUAUGUAGUGGUUAAGAUAAAGCGAUGGUGAUUACGAAUUUCAAAUCUAGUGCUUUUAUAUUAAAAUAAAUAAAACAACUAAAACUU
Messenger RNA from Argiope bruennichi, 1253 nucleotides. RefSeq lists its product as uncharacterized. NCBI's taxonomy places the organism in Eukaryota, Metazoa, Arthropoda, Arachnida, Araneae, Araneidae. Gene Ontology annotation, molecular function: chitin binding. Gene Ontology annotation, cellular component: extracellular region. The coding region runs from base 81 to 1112 and encodes 343 amino acids. The record is from RefSeq and is a predicted model, not a curated record. The transcript is spliced from 6 exons.